This is a messenger RNA of Parathielavia appendiculata, 1008 nucleotides long. RefSeq names its product HET-domain-containing protein. Lineage: Eukaryota; Fungi; Ascomycota; Sordariomycetes; Sordariales; Chaetomiaceae. The record is from RefSeq and is a predicted model, not a curated record. Bases 118 to 1008 code for a protein of 296 amino acids. The transcript has 3 exons.
UACAUGAUAAGUGGCAUAAUGUGUGGUGGACAUUGCUCGCGCUAAACCGCCCGCAUUUUUCAGUAUGUGUGAUUCGAGCCUCCUUCGAUUGGGCGUUCAUGCCACUCUGGAGGCUAAAUGGCGACGCCCAAAACCAAGCAGAUCCCAGAAAAAGUUGAGUUCACUUUUGUAGCCCAAGAUAUACUGCACGUAAAGCAGCAUCAGGGAACUCUUCAAUGUCUCCAGCUUAACGCGACCGAGUGCAUCGUCGAUAUCCCCCCGUAUGCCAUCCUGUCGCAUACAUGGGGUGGCGAUGAGAUCUCCUUCGCUAAGAUUGUGAAUCCAGCGAACGACCUUACCGGCAGGCAGGGCUACGACAAGAUCGGCUCAGCAUGUCUCCAGGCGCAAAGCCAGCAUCAGGCUCUGAAUCAUAUAUGGAUCGACACUUGCUGCAUCGACAAAUCCAGCAGCGCAGAAUUGACAGAAGCCAUCAACUCCAUGUACACCUGGUACGCGCGUUCCGAAGUCUGCUACGCCUAUCUUUCGGAUUUGGAGGCUACCGCGCCGUUGGACCAGCUGGGAGCGUGCCGCUGGUUUACCCGGGGAUGGACGCUCCAAGAACUCAUCGCUCCAGAAUGCAUUAUCUUCUUCGACGCACAAUGGAACAGGAGGGGAACAAAGGAGGACCUCGCCGAAAGGCUCUCGCACAUCACCGGGAUCGACCGAGACAUUCUUUUGCACAGGCGGCGAUUGUCCUCGGUGUCUGUUGCACAAAAGAUGUCUUGGGCUGCGGGGAGGCAGACGACAAGGGUUGAGGACAGUGCGUAUUGUCUCUUGGGCAUUUUCGGAGUGCACCACCCUUUCAUAUACGGCGAGGGGAAGCGGGCUUUCCGACGACUGCAAGACACCAUCGUCAGCUCUGUGCCCGACCUGAGCAUUUUCGCCUGGAAGCUGGAGCCAUCUCUUGCUACCACGGCCAGCAAACCUCAACGCCGCGAGUACUCCGGAAAUAUUUCUUGGAGCGGUUGA